GGAGAGGAGAGGAGAGGAGAGGAGAGGAGAGAGAGGAGAGGAGAGUGUCCCUGGCUUCGUCCAGGCUGGAUUCCCGCGGCACCUCACCAUGCCUCGCUGUGCCUAGCUUCCACAUGGAACACAGCAACUUCUACGAGGUGGAGCCGUACCAGCAGCCGCCGGCCUUCGCCUACCGGGACCCGGGCGAGCUGCCAGACAUCUGUGACCACGAGAACUCCAUCGACAUCAGCGCCUACAUCGACCCGGCCGCCUUCAACGAUGAGUUCCUGGCCGACCUCUUCCAUAGCAAUCACCAGCAACUGGCCAAGCUGGGGCACUGCCAGGACAAGGGCAGGGCGGCCGGCGAGCUGCCCGCCCCUCACCCCGCCUUCGCCUACCGGGAGAGCAAGCUGCAGCCGCUGCUCGGCCGCCCGGCAUCCCUGCGCUCGGUGGUGGUGAAGCAGGAGCCGCCCGAGCGACAGGAGAGGCUCCGGAGCCCGGCCCAGUGCGCCCACCUCCAGUACCAGGUGUCUCAUUGUGCCCAGACCAGCGUCCACCUGCAGCCCGGACAGCCCACGCCGCCGCCCACACCCGUGCCCAGCCCGCUGCCCGCACACAAGGGCAGUCCCGGCGCCAAGGGGAAGAAGUCGGCGGACAAGAACAGCCUGGAGUACCGGCUGAGGAGGGAGCGCAAUAACAUCGCGGUGCGCAAGAGCCGGGACAAGGCCAAACUGCGCAAUGUGGAGAUCCAGCACAAGGUGAUGGAGCUGGCGGGCGACAACGAACGGCUCCGCGGCCGCGUCCAGGAGCUGAGCCGGGAGCUCGACACUCUGCGGGGGCUCUUCCGACAGCUGCCCGAGGCGGCUCUGGUGAAAGCCAUGGGAGGCUGCGCCUGAGCCCCGGGGGACGGGGUCUGGGCAGCGGGAAGCCCAGACCGCCCGCAACGCCUGACACGCGGGGGUCGCAGGGGGCAGCUAUGGGACAGUACGAGCGGCCAUUUCCCUCUGGACAGUGCCAGUCCCAGACCCCCGGGCCGGACUUUGCCAGCGCUCGGCCCAUCCCCGAGCUGCUAUCCCGCGGGACUUGUAACUCGCUGUGGUUUUCACAGGGUUACUGACUACAGAUUUAUUUUUUUGUAUCAGAUGUUUGUAACUGUUUCCCCCCGGUGGUUCUCGAGCGGAGAGAUCCACUGUGUCAGGGGCGGCUGGCCAGGCUUGCUCCCCGCCCCGUCUCAAGGGCAUUUUAACUACUUUGUACCGGGACUGUUGUAUGAUGACCUUGCAAAUUUUUUUUUGAAAACAUUCAAUAAAUCAAACGCUUGUAUUUAA
This is a messenger RNA of Leucoraja erinaceus (little skate), 1307 nucleotides long. It is a transcript of the gene cebpa, whose product is annotated as CCAAT enhancer binding protein alpha. Gene Ontology annotation, biological process: DNA-templated transcription; regulation of transcription by RNA polymerase II; myeloid cell differentiation. Gene Ontology annotation, molecular function: DNA-binding transcription factor activity, RNA polymerase II-specific; RNA polymerase II cis-regulatory region sequence-specific DNA binding. The transcript has a single exon. The record is from RefSeq and is a predicted model, not a curated record. Lineage: Eukaryota; Metazoa; Chordata; Chondrichthyes; Rajiformes; Rajidae. The coding region runs from base 114 to 875 and encodes 253 amino acids.